AUUUGGAUAACUUGGUUUGACUAUUGAUGUCUGUGAUCGAAUGAGCACGCAACACUUGCUCCUGCAUUUCAAACUCUGAGCGACACAGAUCCAAAACUUUCUUCUCUCUUUCCGUCGUCUCCGAACCGAGCUGAGCCCUGACCAUGGGAGUGCCGGCGUUUUACCGGUGGCUCGCGGACCGCUACCCUCUCUCCGUCGCCGAUGUAGUCGAGGAAGACGCCGCCGUCGGCGACGACGGCGUCCCGUUGCCUAUCGACGCGUCUAAACCUAAUCCCAACGGCAUGGAGUUCGACAACUUGUACUUGGACAUGAACGGUAUCAUUCACCCUUGUUUUCACCCUGACGGCAAGCCGGCACCUGCUACCUAUGAUGAUGUGUUCAAAUUGAUAUUUGAUUACAUUGACCAUCUCUAUUCAUUGGUUCGUCCGAGGAAGCUUCUCUACCUUGCAAUUGAUGGUGUUGCACCAAGAGCCAAAAUGAAUCAGCAACGUUCUCGGCGAUUCCGAGCUGCAAAAGAAGCGGCUGAUGCUGAAGCAGAAGAGGAAAGGCUAAGGAAAGAAUUUGAGAGUGAGGGAAAAAUUUUGUCUUCUAAAGACAAGCCUGAGACUUCAGACUCAAAUGUCAUUACCCCUGGAACUCAAUUUAUGGCAGCACUUUCGGUGGCUCUCCAGUAUUAUAUACAGACUAGAUUGAACCACAACCCUAGUUGGCGGAAUACAAAGGUUAUACUUUCUGAUUCAAAUGUGCCUGGUGAAGGAGAACAUAAAAUAAUGGAAUACAUCCGGUUACAACGCAACCUUCCUGGUUUCAAUCCAAAUACUCGACAUUGUUUGUAUGGUUUGGAUGCUGAUCUAAUUAUGCUCUCCUUAGCUACACAUGAGGUUCACUUCUCGAUAUUGAGGGAGGUAAUUACUUUACCUGGACAACAGGAUAAGUGUUUUUUGUGCGGCCAAGUUGGCCAUUUUGCAGCUGAUUGUCAAGCUGAGGACUUCAAUACUCCUGAUGAUAGCCCAAUUUACAAGAAGAAAUAUCAGUUUCUAAAUAUCUGGGUGCUGCGUGAAUAUUUGCAAUUUGAAUUGGAGAUACCAAACCCUCCUUUUGAGAUUGACUUUGAACGAGUUGUGGACGAUUUUGUAUUUCUAUGCUUCUUUGUUGGCAACGAUUUUCUUCCACAUAUGCCAACAUUAGAGAUCAGGGAGGGGGCUAUAAAUUUAUUGAUGCAUGUAUAUAGAAAGGAAUUUACUGCCAUAGGUGGCUAUCUUACUGACGCUGGAGAGGUUUUCUUAGAUAGAGUGGAACGAUUUAUCCAGUUUAUUACUGUUCAUGAAGAUCAAAUAUUUCAGAAACGAGUUCGCAUACAGCUGCUUGCAGAAAAUAAUGAAGAGAUGAGAGCAAGGGCAAGAGGAGAAAUGCCUGGGCAGCCACGAGCCUCACUUAUGGAUAAGGUUAAAUUAGGGGAGCCUGGGUACAAGGAAAGGUAUUAUGUUGAAAAGUUUGGUGUAUCAAAUGCAAAGGAGAUUGAUAAAAUCAAGAAAGAUAUUGUCUUGAAAUAUGUGGAAGGCCUUUGUUGGGUUUGCCGGUAUUAUUACCAGGGUGUCUGCUCAUGGAAAUGGUAUUACCCAUAUCAUUAUGCUCCAUUUGCUUCUGAUCUUAAAGAUCUACCUGAUCUGGAAAUAAAUUUCUCCCCUGGCGAGCCAUUUAAACCAUUUGAUCAGCUCAUGGGCACCCUACCCGCUUCAAGUUCAAGUGCACUGCCUAAAAAAUAUGGGGAUUUGAUGACUGAUCCUUCAUCACCUAUUUUUCACUUCUACCCUGCUGAUUUUGAGAUUGAUAUGAAUGGCAAACGAUUUGCAUGGCAGGGUGUUGCCAAGCUGCCAUUUGUUGAUGAGAAGAAAUUGCUUGCUGCCACAAGAAAGCUUGAAGAUACAUUAACGGAGGAACAACAACUUCGGAAUAGUGUGAUGCUUGAUUUGCUAUAUGUCAAUCAUUCACAUGAUUUGGCUUCACAUAUCUUAUCCUAUUACCAUGUUUGUAGUCAAUUACCCCUGCAUGAAAGAGGUGUUUGGCCAAUUGACACAAAUGCUAGUAGUGGUGGGAUGAUUGGAUAUCUUUGGUUAUGUGAAAGAAAUGUUUUCAGCACUGUUGUAUCUUCACCCAUCAGCGGAUUGCCGGAUAUUGAAUGUAACCAAGUCUUAAAUAUUACAUUUCUUAAUCCUUGUAGACAUGAUCAUAUCCCAAAACCUCCAGAUGGUGUAGUAAUGCCCCAAAAGGUAUUAAGAGCCAUUGAUAUUAAACCUCUUCCUGUGCUAUGGCAUGAGGACAAUGUUGGUCAGCGACAGCAAGCAAGAGAAAGGCCACAAGUACAUGGAGCAAUAGCCGGAUCUCAACUAGGAGAAGCAGCUCAUCGACUUGUUAAGAACACCCUCAACAUUAAAUCAAAUGAUACAUCCCAUGGAUUGCCGGAGCAACCUCCAGGUCAUUAUACAAUGAACAGGCUUCAAUCAGCUGGAUAUGAAAAAUAUUAUAGUGAGAAAACAAGUGGUUAUUAUGGACAAUAUAAUCACCAUCGCGCAAUGACUAGACCUAGAUAUGGUGGACAGAAUGAAAGACAGAAUUUUAAGAUUCAAGAUAGGCUACAGCAUCAAGAACAGUUCCACAAUGUGAAAACUGAGUUUUCUUCUUUAACAUUAAAGGAAGGAGAGAGACUUAGGUCAUCGAGUUCGAGACUUCCAAAUUCCAGACCAAUAACCAAUUUACAACCUGUGUUUGUAAAGAAAGUGGGUCCUUCGCUACCACCUCCAAAGUGGAUAACUAAAGCACCACCUAUGAAUGGGAUGCAUACUAGGCAUCAAGAAGCUGCAUUGGGGGCAGCAGCUCGUGAUAAGCAGACAAAAAAGGUUUACCAAGUUAAAACACGUCAGCCAGAUACACCAGAACACGGGAAACAAUAGUGGUGGUUGUGGAAUUUAUCUGAGGUGCCUUUUCUUCUAGCUGCCCGCCCCUGAAAUUGCAGUUAUGCGCUCUCUUUAUGGUCAACCUAGUUCAGUAAUCGAUUGUAGGGGUGCACUGAUUUGAUUGCAAUUCGACGCCAUAGUGCCAUUGGCAGAGCAAUGCUGUUCACUGUUCAAUGUUUAUUUGACUCUAAUGUGAAGUAUAGACGUGUUGUCGCUGUGUAUUGAAUAGACAUGAGACCUCACUGAUAGUUGUCCAGGAUUUGGAGAGGUGCAAGAACUAGCCAGAUAUUCGCUAACUUGUAGUAUUUCAAGUUUCAAAGAAAUAGUCAUGGAACCGGUAUAUAGAUUGGUGGAAAACUUGCGAGUUGUAAAACACAAGUUACGGGCUAGGAAUCAGUACAAGUGUUGUUUUGUUCCAUGGUAUGGAACCUUGUUAGUGUUGUGUAUUUAAAAUCCUGUAGGGCUUACUAGAUUUGUAUAACAAUUAAUUUGUACAUACCUGAUAUGAAUACAAUUUGAUUUGUUUAUUGGGAAAUGUA
Molecule: messenger RNA, 3493 nt
Organism: Cajanus cajan (pigeon pea)
Lineage: Eukaryota; Viridiplantae; Streptophyta; Magnoliopsida; Fabales; Fabaceae
Source: RefSeq, a predicted model, not a curated record